Messenger RNA from Rosa chinensis, 1816 nucleotides. RefSeq lists its product as uncharacterized. Lineage: Eukaryota; Viridiplantae; Streptophyta; Magnoliopsida; Rosales; Rosaceae. The annotation marks the transcript as partial. The transcript is spliced from 10 exons. The record is from RefSeq and is a predicted model, not a curated record.
AAUGGGGCAGAGACCGCCCGGCACAGUUGGAAUCGGGUCGCCUCUCGGAUCCUCAAGACAUGCAACGCCUACUCCAGCGGCGUUACGACGGCGAUUUUGCUUUCCGAUCUCUCCCAGGCGUGGCAUGAGCAAAAUAGGGACAGGCCUGUGAAGAAAAUGCCGGAAUGCGUGAAGCAAUUGCGAAAGAAGAAUAAGCGAAGGAAGCUUUCGAACACUGUGACUAUUGAUUCCAUUUACGAGAAUAAUUUCUUGUCCUUGAAUAGUGUGUUGGAAGCGGUGAUUGUCGACGCUUUUGUUCUCCCUGGCACCAACAUUUAUAUGCUUUCCCUGGGGGAUUUUUGGAGCACGAACGGGAUUUGUCUGUACAGGUACUAUGACUUGAUAAAUCCUCCUAAUGGGAUUCUCAAGAAAGGAAGGCAGAUCUUUCUCACGGGGUGCCAUCUUCAUCCUGCUGCUGGAGGAGGGUCUCGUUGUCCUCGACUGUUGCCAACAGAAUAUCUAGUGAUAUUGUUGGAUGAGGAUGAUGAUGGUGAUGCAAUGCUGCUAGGAGGUCAGUUUUGUUCAGAUUCAUUCUCUUCAAUUUCUCUUGAUGCAUUCAGUAAAAACGUUUCUCAUUCAUUGUAUGCAAGAAUUGAGCUCAUUGCCCCACUUGAAGUUCGAGGAAAGUUUGGAACUUUACAAAGGAAACAAAUCACUCUUGUAGAUGAUGAUGGUGCUAAGUUGCAAUUUCUGCUGUGGGGUGACCAGGUUGUCCUGGCAAAUCUUUUCAGUGUGGGAAGUAUGCUUGCACUGGAUAAACCAUAUAUUGCAAGUUCCGCAGACAGUGCUGCUGAAACAAGUGCUGAAGUUUCCCUUGAAUUUGGUAGUGCAACACAAUUGUUUUUGGUGCCUUUUGUUCAACACAAGGAACAAGUAUGUGUAUCACUGACACCAAGCCGCCAUCAAGGAUCAAGACUGCUAAGCACAUUACAUCCCAGUCAGAUUUUGCAGUCCUGCAUUACCGAUCUUCGUGACAAGAUGACCGGCGUCAGCCUUUAUGGUGUUGUUACAAGUGUCAUCAAAGAAAGAUGUACCACAGAAGCUAUCUUCUCAUGGCGAAUUGAAGAUACCACUGGAACAAUUUGGACUAAAUUACAUUUUGUGAAAUAUUGAUAUGGAUCUUAUAAUUUUGUUGCAGCUAGGCAACAGUUUCUUUUUUGCGCGAGCGUGCCAGCACCGUUCGGGUGCGGUCGUCGGGGGUGUCCCUUGACCUGACUUCUUUCGAGUGAUUGUGGAUGAGGAGAACACAACCUCGUCGCGGGAUUCUUUGUGCUUCGUGGUGAGGACUUUUGCUAAGCUUCUUCAAACAUUGACGAGAAUCCUAUCUCCUUGUUCCCCGCGAAGACUCACUGACUUUUUCCUUUAAGGAAGAUCUGAGUGAGGAGAAAUCUUUCUUCAAAAUCACACAAUCGAUACUCGACAUCGUAGAUCGAGCAGAGCGAAAAUCACUAGGAAGUGGGGAGAACUUGCUAAAGCGUGACUUUAGCUUGGCUGGUUUACGAGAGCGUUACCUUUGCUUGGCUGGUUUCGUAACCGUUGUCGUCACGGUACUACAGUCAGCUUUCGAGGAGACUAGGACCGAAGCACGUUGACAGAGGAUUUGGUGGCAUUGAUAGUCGGCUCCUAAGGAUACUGGGACUGGAGUGUGGUCACCAGUAAGAGAAGGAGAAAGGUUGCUCCGGAGAGGCUUGGAUAAUCGUAGUGAUUAAUUGAUGAAUUGGCUUUGUCCUUAUUACUUCGUUGUAGCCUCUAUAUAUAGGCUUCUUUGUUGCAUAUU